Molecule: messenger RNA, 2633 nt
Organism: Chroicocephalus ridibundus (black-headed gull)
Lineage: Eukaryota; Metazoa; Chordata; Aves; Charadriiformes; Laridae
Gene: TPD52L2
Product: TPD52 like 2
Exons: 11
Coding region: 125-913 (262 amino acids)
Cellular component (GO): cytoplasm
Source: RefSeq, a predicted model, not a curated record
CGACCCUCCCCGGAAGUGGGCGGGGCGGCGCGGCGCUGAUUGCGUCACCGGGGGGGCGGUGGCGGCGGCGGCGGCGGCUUCUCCUUCUUCUUCGGCGGCGGCUGGACGGGUCCGGGGUGCCGCCAUGGAGAGUGCCAGCCAGGAUAUCAACCUUAACUCUCCCAACAAAGGUCUGCUAUCGGAUGCCAUGACAGAUGUUCCGGUGGAUAGCGCGGCUUCGGCCAGGACCGCUGCACCCCAGGGACUGACUCUCGCUGAAGAGGAGGAGUUGAGAUCUGAGCUGGCUAAGGUUGAAGAAGAAAUUGGUACUCUCAGGCAAGUUCUGGCUGCUAAAGAGAGGCACUGUGGAGAGCUGAAGAGGAAGCUAGGUUUGACUCCCUUGGAUGGGUUAAAGCAAAACCUGUCUAAAAGCUGGCACGAUGUCCAAGUCUCCACUGCUUAUGUGAAAACAUCUGAGAAACUUGGAGAGUGGAAUGACAAAGUGACACAGUCUGACUUAUAUCUUUCAGCCAGCAGCACACUGGAGGACUGGAAUGAAAAAUUAACUCAAUCAGAAGCUUAUAAGAAGACCCAAGAAACCCUUUCCCAGGCAGGACAGAAGACUUCAGCAGCCCUUUCCAAUGUAGGUUCUGUUAUCAGCAGGAAACUUGGUGACAUGAGGGAAUUUCCUAUUCCACUGUGGCUGGGACUAUCCAAGUGGGCUCACCCCUUCUCGCAUUCCUUUAGCAGUUACUCCAUUCGCCACUCGAUAAGUAUGCCAGCGAUGAGGAAUUCUGCGACCUUCAAGUCAUUCGAAGAUAGAGUUGGGACCAUAAAGUCCAGAGUGGUGGGCAGCAGGGAAAACAGCACCGAUGGCCUCCACUCCCCCUCGGGAGCCGGAGACAACCCUCCACAAGACAACGCUCCUUUUUAGACCUGCGAUGUGGCUUUGCACGGCUGUGCACAACUGUAAGAGCCAGCCCCCUCCCUCCCAAAUCUUCACAACAGCAACAACAUGCGAAUCCUAGAAGGGGCUGAGAGCCAGUCUGGAGAGAUCCAUCAUUCAUUCAUAGACACUGCUGCUGGAUCUAAGUCAAAUAAAGAGAAUGCAAAGUUUUGUACACAAAAAUAAUAUUUUACACUAAAGUUUGUAGGUUAAAUGUAUCACUGCUGUCCUCUUGGGAGAGCAUGUAAGAUGGAGUUUCCUUAAAGUAGCUCAGAAAUGCCAGUGGUAUAGAUAAAACCAGUUUUCCCUUGUCUGACCUAGCUUGGAACAGAUACGUUGCCCUGAGCAGUGUGAGGAGGGCAGUUAUUGGAGAAGCCAAGUGCAUGGGCAUCUCAGCUUCAGCUUCUGGCUACAGUCUCUGUUCGGGGCAUGCCGUGCAGCUUCUCCAUGAGCUCCCAGGCUUCUCCUGUUACUGUUUUCUCUGGCUCCCAUUGGAGUAGGCUGGUAAAUGGGGUAAACAGUUGGGUUUUUUCUGGGCUCCCAAAAGGGAAACUUCACUUAGCAGCUGCCUCGUUGUUACACUAAUGCUCUAGCUUUAACAAAACUAAAAAUCUUUAUUUUUAAAUGCAAUGAACUUUAAAGAAAUAAAGCUUAAAAACAACAACAAAAAAAAAAGCUUUGGCAUCAUAUUAGGGAAAUGCUCCCUUGGACUCUGAAACUGAAUUGUAAGCCUUACAUCACCUUACGCUUUACUCGUUUAUGAUUUUUUUUUUCUAUAAGGAAGACUGCAAGGGUUAUAAAGCUGGAUGUUGAGCACUGGAGUUUUGCAUCAUGCAGUAGUAGCAGCAUGCUUAUAAGCCAGUUGUUGUGUUAAAUUCAGUGGUGCACUCCGUUUCCUGAGUGUAUGAAACUUGCUUCUCCCUUCUCAGCUUACGCCUUCGUUCUUGGAGGAAGAAUUUCUGAAGGCUGCUAGCAACAGGGCCAGAUUAAAAAGGCCAAAGCUGUCUCUAGCACUACGGACACCAUGUUGGAGGGUCUCUGUUCUGCUCUCUCUGGGCUCCUCCAUCUGGUACAUCUGACUGUGACUGGAUGGGUUUUUCACUUGAAAGCCCCGGCUCUAACCUUGGUUUACAAAACUGGCAGAGAGUCAAUGGAGCUCAACCGCUUCCCCCAGAGGCUGGAUGUUUUGCUCUUUUGAUGUCCAAUUUCAUUGCUCAGGAGCUGAAAAAGUGCGAGUUUUCUUCUAGAGGCCUGAUCUUAUUCUAGGCGAGGUGCCUCCACAUAGAAAUACCUGGAGUGAGCAAUUCUGUGCCUUAGAGGCGAAGUGGGACUUACUCAGGUCUUUAGACUUGCUUAUGUACAUAUCUGGGUAGUUUUAGUGGUUUACCACCCUGGAGGCGCUGAACCGUCUCUGACCCUUCUUUAGAGAAGCAAGUUUUGACACUUAGCUGCUGAUUAAUCUGUUUCCCCCACCCCUGCUCCUCUCCCUCUGCAGACCUGGGGACACAGGAUGAAAUAUUAGAAGGCAGAUGUACUGGCAGUAGGUGGAGUGUAGAGUGUCAUUUACUGGAGCUCCUUGUUUGACUGAAACUGGCCUCCCUGCGAGGAACAGAGCCAGUGAAACGGGGACUGCUGGAGCUUGGGUAGUGAACUGUUUCUCUAUACAGAUAAAUAGUGAGGAAACUUGUCAAUAAAGCAUUCCUUUGGG